This is a messenger RNA of Cryptosporidium ubiquitum, 3063 nucleotides long. RefSeq lists its product as uncharacterized. The coding region runs from base 1 to 3063 and encodes 1020 amino acids. Lineage: Eukaryota; Apicomplexa; Conoidasida; Eucoccidiorida; Cryptosporidiidae. The transcript is spliced from 3 exons. The record is from RefSeq and is a predicted model, not a curated record.
AUGGGAGUUUCCCAUGCAUAUUUAUCUUAUAUAACUUUCAGUUUAAUAUUAUUCGGAAAAUUAGUUUUUUCUAUUGAUUUUUUAGAUAGGGAAGAUACUUACUGUAAUGAAAACAAUAUAUCUGACUUGAUUUGUGUACCAAAAGAUAAUAUUCUCCAAGUAAUAGAUAAAAAGAUUGAGAAUUUGAAAGAAAAAUUAAAGAUAAAGGAAGAAUAUCAGGAUAUAAACACAUAUAUAAUUUUUAAUCAAUUGGAAUUUGUUAAGAAUCCAUUAUAUUCUUGUAGUCAUCCAAAGUCAAAGUUGAUAGAGUUGGAUAACAUAAAGAAAACUUUUAUAUGUAUAGUAAUAGAAGAAUUACAGAAGGUACUUCAAUGUAAAAGUGGAUACGAAUUAACAGAAGUAUUGAUAGAAAAUCCAAGUAAAAAGUUAGGAUAUGGUGAAUCUGAGAUUAGACCAAGAACCAAUAGAGAGAAGAAAUAUGCAAUAAAAAGUGAUAAACUAUGUAUUAAAACUGUGAAAGUUCCAGUAGAGAUUAUAUGUAAGGAUGGAAAGUUAAAGGAUGGGUUUUGUGUAAGGGAGGAAGUUACAAAUCCUUUAUAUGAGUGUCCCAAAGGAUUACAUGUAACUCCAAGAAAAUGGUGUGGAUAUAUUAAGAGGGAAUUAAAUGAAAGCUUAAUGGAGAAUGUGAUUAAGAGAACAAAUCCUGGUUGUGUGAUUAAAACAAUACAUCCGUGGUUUAAAUCUACUGCUAAAGUGGAGUGUUAUAAUAGUAAUCACAAUUAUAUUGUAGGGAUUACAGAGGAUGAUUGGGUAAAUGUGGUACCAGCAGCAUUUAAAUGCCCAAAAGAUUUUGAAAUUAUAUUUCCAACAUAUUCAAAGGGAAAGGCAAUUGAUGAUGAGUUUAUUUUUCCUCCAGUAUGUUUAGCUAGGAAGUACUUUCCAAGAAGUAUAAGUUGUCCUGGUAUAUUAUUAAGAAAUGGACUUAUAGUUACAGAUAGAUACAUUGUUGACAAUGAAGUUAAUCCUACUCCUUUCAAACAGUAUAUAGAUGUCUCUCACUACUCCUGUCAAGUACAAGACAGAGUAAAACCAAAUAUAGUUUGUCCUAUAAUUAAUAUGGACUAUUACUCCAGACUAAGAUAUGUUUUUCCAAGCAGUGAAUACUAUCUGGAUUCCCAUUCCAAUACUGAAAAAGCCAUUAACUAUCAGUCAGGAAUUUUUGAUUUUACAAGCUAUUCAGAUUUUUUAAGUGAUAAUCCGGGAAUUUUGAAUGAGCUGAAGGAAGCUCAGCUUAGUCAGAUUAAUAAUACCUCUGUUAACAACUCUAGUACUCCCAGAGACUUUAAAAAAGAUCAGAACGAAACUGGGCUACCUAUUGUCUCUUUUUUUAAUGAUUCCACAAUUGAUGGUUCCAGCUCUGAUGGUUCAAGCUCUGAUAAGCCCAGCUCUGAUGAUUCCAGCUCCUAUGGCUCCAGCUCUGAUGGUUCAAGCUCUGAUAAGCCCAGCUCUGAUGACUCCAGCUCCUAUGGCUCCAGCUCUGAUUUCUCCAGCUCUGAUUUCUCCAGCCCUGAUAGCUCCGCUUCUUCUAAUUAUACAAGCUCUUCUAAUGGUUCCUCAAAAUCCAGUCCAUAUUACAACUAUAAAGCUUACAAAACCGAAUUACAUGAAUACAGUUUUUACUAUAAUGAUACUUUAAACAAACAUCUGAAAUCAAUGAAUGAUUACAAUAACCAUGAAUACUCGUAUUAUCCUUUUAGGCUGAACACAACUUUGGAUAAUCCUUGGAAUACCAGUGUUAGUAGUAGUAGUAGUCAUUUAAGACGAGAAGAACAUGGAAAAUUACAUUUAGGUCAUUCGAAAGGCUCUCAAAUAGAAAAAGUGGUUGAUGAGAAACACUUUAAUAGGGAAUAUAACAAUUUUAUACAAGGAUUAAAAAAGGAUUUAUCCAAACAAGGCGAGUACUUUAAUGACUAUCAAUGGGAUUUCAUGAGUAAAUUUUACAGAGUUUAUGUUUCAAACCAAUUAAAAUUUGUAUCCAAUAUCCCAGUUUCUUCUGUUUCACAUAAAGCAUUAACUAUAGAUGGAGGUUACCAACUAAACAUUAAUUUAGAUCCAACUUACCAAAGUUUUGUCAAUUAUACCUUGGAAAAUAUGAAGAAAAUGGAUUCUGAGUUAAAUAUAACUAACCUGAGAGAUGAUCUAAAUAAUACAAGUAAUAAUAACAUUUCUCAAAUAAUUGAUAAGCUUUCAAUUCUUAAUGAUACAAAUAUUACUAGUAGUUUAAACUUAACAAAAGAUAACGAAUACAAUGCUUGGGAGAAAUCUGCAAGAAUCUAUUUUAUGGACUUAGACUUAAUGAAAAAGAAUCAAAUAAUCUAUUCAAGUAUUAAUAAUUAUAAACACAAGAGAAAAUUUCCAUUUUUAUAUUACUAUGGUAAACAGCCAAGUAUUAAUAAUGAUUAUGGACAUGUUAGAAGGCCAGCAAUUUCUGAUCAUAAAUAUAGAUAUGGAAGUCCUUCAGAAGAUUAUCAUAAAUAUACUGGAAGGCACGAAAAUAGUGAUUUACUUUAUUAUAUUAACAAACAUUUAAACAAAACAAAACCUUAUAGGCAUUCUCCUGGACCCCAAACAUAUCAUAAUUGUAUAUCUAUAAAUGAAACAACUCCUAUUAUAGAAUGCCCAAAUUCUAAUAUUGUUAUCCCUAAAUGUUUUAUACUUGACAUAAUAUAUUCAAAAUUCAAUAAUUACAAAGAUAUGAAUGGUACAUUCACAGAAGAUAAUAACGAAUUGAAUACAAAUAAUGAAAUUUCCGAAAAAAAUGGUAGUAUUCAAGAAGAAGAAGAAAAAAAAGAAGAAGAAAAAAUGGAUAUGAAUAAAAUUAUUAAUAGUAGACCUAUUUCAAUACAAGAAGGACUUAAUGAAAUAGGAGAUCUUGAAGUUCUUGGAAGUUUGGAAGGUUCUGGAGAUAUUUUAAACGAAUUGGGCUACUUUGGGAACAUAGGAGAACUACAAAACCUUGAAAUGCUGGGGAAUCUUGAAGGUCCAGGGCAAUUAGAAGUUUAA